Molecule: messenger RNA, 1179 nt
Organism: Alternaria ethzedia
Lineage: Eukaryota; Fungi; Ascomycota; Dothideomycetes; Pleosporales; Pleosporaceae
Exons: 3
Coding region: 1-1179 (392 amino acids)
Biological process (GO): fungal-type cell wall organization
Cellular component (GO): fungal-type cell wall; plasma membrane
Source: RefSeq, a predicted model, not a curated record
AUGCCUUCCAUGAUGAAGAUCGCCCUCCCGGCCCUGGCUGCUGCCAGCGGCGCGUACGCUGCCUGCAGUGUCUCCGCCACUACCACCAUCCAGAAUGCCGGUGACGCCAGCGCCAUCGCUUCCUGCUCAACCUUCUCCGGUAACAUCGCCAUUGCGACUGGUACCACCGACGACAUCUCCUUCCCCGGCGUCAAGAAGAUCAAGGGUGACUUGAUUGCCGACACCGCGACCGAGCUUAAGCAGAUCAGUGCCAGCGACCUCGAGGAGCUCGACGGAGAGAUGAUGCUCAACGACUUGACCCGUCUCAACGCCGUCAACUUCCCCAAGCUCAAGGCCAUCGACUCCAUCAAGUGGAACGCCCUGCCCGCUCUUCAGGAGAUUGGCUUCACUGGCGAGGUCACCAAGGCCAACAAGGUCGACAUCCAGAACACCGCUCUCCGCUCCCUCAAGGGUAUCAACAUUGAGGAGGUCGACACUGUCUUCAUCGCAAACAACGGUUACAUAGAUGAGAUCUCCAUGCAGCUCGGCAACGUCUCCACGUCGCUGACUCUCGCCGACAACAACGAGGCCGUCAAGGUCGAGCUGCCCAACCUUAUCUGGGCUAGCAACCUGACCUUCCGUUUCUGCGGUUCCGUCUCAGUUCCCUCCCUCGAGCGCCUGAACGGCUCCCUCGGUCUCUACAACAACGGUUUCGAGUCCUUCUCCGCUCCCAACCUUACUUCCGUCGGCGAGGCUGUUGCCCUUGUCGCCAACGAGAACCUGUCCAACGUCUCUUUCCCAGCGCUCACCAAGAUCUCCGGCAACCUUCAGAUCGCCAACAACUCCAAGCUUAUCGAGAUCGAUGGCUACCCUGUCCUUAAGAGCAUUGGCGGAGCUUUCGACAUGAGCGGUAACUUCACUGACGUUACCACCCCCAAGCUCAACAGCGUCUCCGGUGCCUUCAACCUCCAGUCCACUGACAACGUCACCGAGACCUGCAAGACCUACAAGCCCCUCAAGGACAAGAAGCUCAUCGAGGGUGGCUACAGGUGCGAGGGCAAGCUCAUCGACCCCGCUGGUGAGGGCCACAAGGGUACCAAGCAGGGUGACGGUGACGACAAGACCGGCGCUGCCACCACUCUCAGCGCUGUCAACGGUGCCCUUGGCCUCGCCGCCAUGGCCGCUGUUCUCCUUCUCUAA